Neospora caninum is the source of this 1461-nucleotide messenger RNA. RefSeq lists its product as uncharacterized. NCBI's taxonomy places the organism in Eukaryota, Apicomplexa, Conoidasida, Eucoccidiorida, Sarcocystidae. The record is from RefSeq and is a predicted model, not a curated record. Bases 1 to 1461 code for a protein of 486 amino acids. The transcript has 3 exons.
AUGUUCUAUUUCAUUCGUGCCUGGCGAACAAGCCAGUUCCGAAAAAACAAAAACAUCGCAAGUCUUUUCAGGUCGCCGUGGCGACCGCUCGACUGCUUCCUUGAUGCCCAGCUCCCGUGGAGGGGAGCCAAUAUGGCAGGAACUGUGUGCCGACUGGCAUCAUGCGAAUCAAUAAUCCUGCGAUGCCGGCCGAUGGCUGUUUACUCUGAUCGACCACGAUAUACUGCAGUGCUGCUGGAUAAUCUGGAUAAACUGAUCAGCCUGCUACUUGCGGCAGACAUUUUAUUGAUCUUCGUCGCUCCAGGCAUCACAGUCGGCGGUCACGCACUGGCAGAAACUUCGGAAGAAAUCGAAGAGUUAUGGCAAACAUUGGACAGAAGCGUCAUCGAAUACAACCCGAUGAUUUGUCGCACGUUCAACAGGUUAACGUGGGGAGCACAAGAGAAAUGGUUCGACGCAGCCCGCUUGCAGAAUCUCGUCAAAAUAGCACGCCAUAUACCGAGAGAUUGGCGCGCUGGUCUUGGCCUGUUGUGCGGAGGAAUGGCAUUUCGAUUAGCCCUGUGGGCUGGCGCGACCUGGCGCCCAUUGGUCCUCGCUUUGGUGGGGAUGAAGCUGGCGAGGUGGAUUUACUCAUUUUAUCAACUUGUUUUCGCCGAUACCGGUGUUGGUGAGAUUCGUAAGCUGGAGACUGCCAGGAAUCGCCCAUCUUCUGGCGUAUCGGAACGAAGCGAUGAAGCUCUGUCGUGGGAAGUGGCUGAAGCGAUGGCAUUCGGACGGUCGCAUCAGGAGUCUCGUAUGGUAAACGUGGAAUCUGGAACAGUACACCGGGCCGAAAAGAAUGUUGCCUCUGUGCAUGGUGAGCGACGACAGAGCUGCCGAAUUCCUACAACCGUGUAUUGCUUUGGGCUGGAGGCAGCAUUCCAAAACAAGGUAUUGAAAGAGUCCGGUCACCGUGAGUCCUUAGCCGAAGAACGGCCGGGAAAGGGCCCCACAGGACCUCAGAGCGAUCGCAACCUAACAAGGGAUCUCCCUUCAGUUUCUUACCUCUUGGUAGGAGCGGAGCACGACGUCCGGAAAGAAGACGUCGAAGACUGGACUGUGCAAGGCACUGUCUACGUAGGUAGGCAGCCCGGCACAGGCCCCUUGGCUCCGCUUCAAGAAGAAGGACGUCAGGUAGUCUUGCCUCAACAGCCGGCAGGAAACGGCACUGGCUCAGGAAGAUCAGAUGAACAGGAAUGGCCGGCAAGGGGCCGCAGGGGAAACACUGUGGCUCGAACAAUUAAUAGAGGACAAACCGCGCAAGAUUACAAGAAGGAAAUGUGGCAUACACUGCUACCUCGUCACGCUCUGCGAGUUGUCAAAAACGUGACAGGCGGCGCCAGCUGUGUAGACGGCUGUCAACAUCGCAUUGGCUUCGUCGUCUUUGGAGUUCUCCCCGUUGGAGGAGGGACGGGCGAUUGA